Messenger RNA from Rhizopus microsporus ATCC 52813, 963 nucleotides. Its product is annotated as RIO1-domain-containing protein. NCBI's taxonomy places the organism in Eukaryota, Fungi, Mucoromycota, Mucoromycetes, Mucorales, Rhizopodaceae. Gene Ontology annotation, cellular component: preribosome, small subunit precursor; nucleus; cytosol. Gene Ontology annotation, biological process: protein phosphorylation; maturation of SSU-rRNA. Gene Ontology annotation, molecular function: ATP binding; protein serine/threonine kinase activity. The transcript is spliced from 4 exons. The record is from RefSeq and is a predicted model, not a curated record. The coding region runs from base 1 to 963 and encodes 320 amino acids.
AUGAAGUUAGAUGCAAAAGCGCUUCGAUACAUGUCCUCUGAGGAUUUCAGAGUUUUAACUGCCGUUGAAAUGGGCUCAAAAAAUCACGAAGUUGUGCCUACUUCCCUCAUUGCUCAAAUUGCUCAAUUAAGACAUGGAGGUGCACACAAGAUCGUAGGCGAGUUAGCUAAAAGGAAGCUUAUUGCACGAGUACAAAACAUGUCUUAUGAUGGAUAUCGUCUUACUUAUGGUGGGUACGAUUACCUUGCGCUCAAGACAUUCGCCAAACGAGGCACUGUGUACUCGGUUGGUAAUCAAAUCGGUGUAGGAAAGGAAUCAGAUAUUUAUAUUGUCGCUGAUGAAGAGGAGAAUCAACAUGUGCUAAAGCUUCAACGUCUCGGUCGUAUGUCCUUCAGAACAAUCAAGUCAAAACGAGAUUAUCUUCAAAAACGUAAAUCAGCUUCCUGGAUGUAUAUGUCGAGAUUAGCUGCCAUGAAAGAAUAUGCGUUUAUGAAAGUGUUGUAUGAGCAUGGAUUUCCUGUACCUGAACCCAUUGAUGCCAACAGACAUUGUGUCGUAAUGGGGCUGAUUGAUGCUUUCCCACUUCGACAAAUAGAACAGGUAGCCGAUCCUGGCAAGCUUUAUUCAGAAUUGAUGGAUUUAAUUGUCAAACUAGCCCAGUAUGGACUUAUUCAUGGAGAUUUUAACGAGUUCAAUAUCUUGAUCAAGAGCGAUGGAUCACCUGUGCUCAUUGAUUUUCCUCAAAUGGUGUCUACCUCACACGCCAAUGCUGAAUAUUACUUCAACAGAGACGUUGAUUGUAUUCGUACCUUUUUCCGUCGUCGAUUUGGCUAUGAAAGUGCGUUAUAUCCUAAAUUUACACGGGAUGUCAAUAGAGAAUUCAGUUUGGAUGUUCAAGUGGCUGCAAGUGGAUUUAGUAAAAAGAUGCAAAAAGAAUUGGAAGACGUAAGUCUAUUUGAUUGA